AAAAUAAAUUAUAGAAAUCCUACGCCUUUCCCGCCAUCCACGAUACGAUGAUUCUUUAUUUCCCUCUCUUUUGGAGCCCCAGAUGCAUCAAUCACCUGGCCGUACCCGACGCAUAUUGACAUUCCUUGGUCUGGCCACGUUCAUUCAAAUUGUUCUGUUCCUUCUGUGGCAUAAAAAUUCUGACCCCUUCAAUCGGUACUUCUCCAGCCAACAACACCAAUCCCAAACAGAUGAACAUGAACAAGAGAGUGACCCAUCGGGCAAUGUCACGGCCUACUCCCAUAUUGUCAAGGCAGAUGUCCAGCGCAUAGGAAGCUUCUGGUCAACCAGCAAUCAUGGUCUUCCUCCGCCAUUUGUAUUCAAUCCCAUUGAUACAUCCGAAAUAACAAUCUGCGACGGACCUUCCCCUAGUCAUACUGGCGGCACAACCAGAAAACUGUACGCCUAUCCUUCGUUACCCGCCGACUUCCCCUCCCCAGCCUUUGGUGGCCACGAUAUCAUCGGCACGAAUGGCAGCAUCUGUUUUACAAGCACGUCUCGAUACGGCGCAUACGGAAUAAAUGAUAAUGAGAUCGAGUGGCCGGAGGUGAACUGGGGCGAGCUCCAGCAAAAAUGUUUUGAGAGGAAUCAACACCGGUACAACGUUAGCGGAGAGGUAGGGAAGAAAGCCCGGCAAGCUCUCGUUCUCCGAGGCCACGAACAAUUCAAAUGGCGCAAGAACGAUUUGCUAUAUACCCGUUCCCUUGUAGCUGAGCUCUCCUUGGCUAGCGGAGGAGAGUACGAGGUAAUUUUGAUGAUCCAACUAAACGGCGAAGAACACGCGAAUCUCACCACAGCCGACUUCCACAACGAAACUCUCCUCCACAGUCUUAGUGAACAAUACGUUCCUGCAGAAUUCCGUAAUCUGGCGGUCUUCUUUAAUACCAACGUCUUGAAAGAUCUCUACCCGGAAGUCCAGCAAUGGAAUUACGUCAUGCAAGCCUACCAGCCAGUACAAUGGCUCGCGCUCUCCCGCCCCCAGUUUAGCCACUUCUGGACUGUCGAGCAGGAUUUCCGGUACUUGGGGCACAACUACGAGUUUUUCAACUCCAUAGGAGAAUGGGCACGCAAACAACCCCGGGAGAAUAUCUGGGAACGAAGCUCCCAGUUCUACAUUCCAGCCGUUCACAAGACAUGGGACAACUUCGUGCAAGUUAUCAAGCAAAACACGCCUUCGGGCCAGGGCGUGCUGGGUCCAAAGCCUCCGCCAAAGACAUCCACAUAUUCCAGCUUCAAGCCAGCCACCCCGCUUCCCUCACCCAUCCCGAAGGACUGGGGUGUCGGCGAAGACGCAGAUGUUAUAUCCCUGUCGCCUAUCUGGGACCCGAAGGGCAGCGGCUGGGUCUUCGAGAACUAUAAGCACAACUUCCCCCCUGCCACACCCUUACGAGUCAGCCCACCCAGUUGCGGCAGGUUUUCUCGACGCGUCCUACUGCUUACACACGAGGAGCAGGUUGCGCAUGGCACGUGGGUAGCAGGCGAGGCGACGAACCCAACGACGGCCUUGCACCAUGGACUGAAAGCAGUCUACGCACCUCAUCCGCUGUACUUUGAUGAAGAUAUCGACCAUAAGGCGUUAUACACCGUGUUCAAUGGGGCUGAAGCCGGGAAAGCGUUUGAUACCUCCAGAGCACAUGAGGGCUUGUUGUUGAGGCCUGAGUGGAAGGAUAGGUGGUUGAGAUUCACGUUUUCGUGGAGUAAUCAAUUGGCGGAAGAGUUGUACAGGUGGUUUAUUUUACAAGAAAAAACGAGCACCGACGAGAUUGAUGGGAAGAAGCACGCUCCGCGGAGCGAGCACCCAAGUGGUGAGACACCGCAUGACAACGAGCCUUGCUUUCCGUCUAUGGCAUUGCACCCAGUAAAGAACAUUUGAUCUCCUAGAUAUAAACUGUAUUGUUUUAGGGUUUGGUAGAGGUUUCGGGGCAGGAGUUGGUUGGGUU
This is a messenger RNA of Hyaloscypha bicolor E, 1979 nucleotides long. RefSeq lists its product as uncharacterized. The record is from RefSeq and is a predicted model, not a curated record. The transcript has 2 exons. Bases 83 to 1912 code for a protein of 609 amino acids. NCBI's taxonomy places the organism in Eukaryota, Fungi, Ascomycota, Leotiomycetes, Helotiales, Hyaloscyphaceae.